CGAGAUAAAAGUCAUUUAACUUUAAUUCAGUUCAGAUUGUUAUUGCGGACUCACGAGUCCGAAAAAAAGGAGCAAAAUGUUGUUCCACUCGUGAUACGUGAACUCACGUUAUAUCAUGUUUGUUUGUUUGUUAACUGCGUGAAACUCGAGAGGAGAAGAACGCGAGGGAGGAGCAGUCAAAGUGAAAGUGACUUUUCUUCAGUCGCCAUUUUAACUGCGCAGCUGACGGACAGAAAAAAUGACUGAAGUCCUGAAGAUGAGUGGUCGUGGGGAGGAAAACAAGGACGGAGCAGAGUCUCUGGGACUCAGCUGUUUGUCUCUGAACAAAGAUGAACCUGGAGCCUCAGACACAAAACAAGGGAGAGCAGAGUCUCCAGGUCCCGGUUGGUCUGUGAAGAGUGAUGAGUCCAAAGAUGAACCUCUCACCUUCAGAAGUGACCAGUCUAUGGGACAACCUCUCACCUUCAGAAGUGACCAGUCUAUGGGACAACCUCUCACCUUCAGAAGUGACCAGUCUAUGGGACAACCUCCAGUUGUCUUCAGUCCUGAACCUGGAGCCUCGGAGACAAAACACAAGUUUGCUGUUCCUGUGGACGAGCACACGUCCUGCUGUCCUCUGUGUCAGGACACCCUGAAGGAUCCAGUCUCCACCAGCUGUGGUUACUGGUUCUGCAGACGCUGCAUCUCCUCAUACUGGGACCAGUCUGGUCCACCAGGAGACUCCUGCUGUCCCCAGUGUGGAAAAAGACCAGGACGUGGACCACAGACAGAUGUUGGUCUGCAGAAGGUUCUAGAUGAACAUAAGAUCUGUCUGAGGGACAGAUUUAAACAUGUGACUGAAGGAACUAAUGGAAGAGGAAGUAGAACCCUCCUGAACAGGAUCUUCACUGAGCUCUACAUCACAGAGGGACAGAGUGAAGAGGUCAAUACUCAUCAUGAGGUGAUGCAGCUGGAGACGACCUCCAAGAAGAAGAUGGUCCAGGACACUCCCAUCAAGUGCUGCGAGAUCUUUAAAGCCUUAACUGACCAGCAGGGGAGCAUCAGAGUCGUCCUGACCAACGGCGUCGCUGGUGUUGGAAAAACUUUCUCGGUGCAGAAGUUCACUCUGGACUGGGCCGAGGGUUUGGAAAACCAGGAUGUGAAUCUGCUGAUUGUGCUCUCGUUCAGAGAGCUGAACCUGAUCAGAGAUCAGCAGCACAGUCUUCUCACGCUGCUCCAUGUUUUCCAUCCAACAUUAGAGAAGGUCAGAGCAGAGAUGCUCGCUGUCUGUAAACUUUUGUUCAUCUUUGAUGGUCUGGAUGAAAGCAGACUCUCACUGGACUUCAGCAGCAGGACUCUGGUUUCUGACAUCACACACAGGUCAUCAGUCAACGUGCUGCUGACCAACCUCAUCCAGGGGAAUCUGCUCCCCUCGGCUCUCGUGUGGAUAACUUCUCGACCUGCAGCAGCCAAUCAGAUCCCUCCUACAUGUGUUGACAGGGUAACAGAAGUACGAGGCUUCACUGAGGACCAGAAGAACGAGUACUUCAGGAAGAGAUUCAGAUCUGAAGAUCUGGCCAGCAGAAUCAUCUCACACAUCAAGACGUCCAGGAGCCUCCACAUCAUGUGUCAAAUCCCAGUCUUCUGCUGGAUCAGUGCUACAGUUCUGGAGCACAUGUUGACCACAGAGCAGAGAGGAGAGCUGCCCAAGACCCUGACAGACCUGUACUCACACUUCCUGCUGGUUCAGACAAAGAGGAAGAAGAACAAGUACGAUGAAGGACGUGAGACGAGUCCACGGGAGCUGGUGGAGGCCGACAGGGACGUUCUUCUGAAGCUGGGGAGGCUGGCCUUUGAACAUCUGCAGAAAGGAGACAUCAUGUUCUACCAAGAAGACCUGGACCGGUGUGGUCUUGAUGUGACCGAGGCCAUGGUGUACUCAGGAGUUUGUACAGAGAUCUUCAGAAGAGAGAGCGUGAUCUUCCAGAAAACAGUCUACUGCUUUGUUCAUCUGAGCGUUCAGGAGUUUCUGGCUGCAGUCUACAUGUUCCACUGUUUCACCAACAGGAAGACAGAGGUAUUGCAGGACUUCUUCAGACAAGAAAACAAAGACCGGGAAUCAAACAGGUUUAGCAGAAACUUCUCACUCGACGACUUCCUGAAAGCAGCCAUGGCGAAAUCCCUUCAAAGUGAAAAUGGUCACCUGGACCUGUUUGUUCGCUUCCUUCAUGGACUCUGUCUGGAGUCCACCCAGAGCCUCGUAGGAGGUCUGCUGGGUCAGACUCAGAACAGUCCAGAAAUCAUCCAGAGAGUCAUCGAGAACCUGAAGGAGAUGAACACAGACAACAUCUUACCUGACAGAAGCAUCAACAUCUUCCACUGUCUGACAGAGAUGAACGACCAAUCAGUGCAUCAGGAGAUCCAAGAGUUCAUGAAGUCCGAGAGAGAACAUAUGCUCUCUGAGAUCCACUGCUCAGCUCUGGCCCACAUGCUGCAGAUGUCUGAGGAGGUUCUGGAUGAGUUGAACCUUCACAAGUACAGAACAUCAGUCCAGGGAAAACACAGACUGAUUCCAGCUGUGAGGAACUGCAAGAAGGCUGUGUUGAGGGGCUGCAGUUUGUCAGAGAUCAGCUGUCCUCCUCUGGUCUCAGCUCUGAAGUCCAACCCCUCCCACCUGAUAGAACUGGACCUGAGCUGGAACCAUGAUCUGCAGGAUUCAGGAGUGAAGCUGCUGUGUUCUGGACUGGAGAGUCCACAUUGUAGACUGAAAAUUCUGUGGUGAGUUCACCGACAUUUCAUCAAACUCGUUUUAUUCACUGAAGAAUAAAAUUAAGCCUUUC
Molecule: messenger RNA, 2819 nt
Organism: Solea senegalensis (Senegalese sole)
Lineage: Eukaryota; Metazoa; Chordata; Actinopteri; Pleuronectiformes; Soleidae
Product: NLR family CARD domain-containing protein 3-like
Exons: 7
Coding region: 239-2761 (840 amino acids)
Source: RefSeq, a predicted model, not a curated record